GAGAGGUGCACGCCGUGGUCAGCCGGUAGUCAGCCAGUCACCGAGCCACUUGAUUUAAAAUUAAAAACAGAACAAAGCAGUUAAAUACAAAGUAAGGCUAAGAGGGGGAUAGAUUAACCUCCUCCGUACCUCUUUUAAAGUUGUGAGGGGAUCCUGAGAGUGUGACAGGGGGACAGAGGGGACCGGCUCUUCUCUUCUCCGUAACCAUGCUGCUUCUGGACGAAUCAGAGUCUUUUGCAGACCAGUCCCGCAGCGCCUCCUUCAGCUCGGAGAAUGAGGCUCAAGGGGGGAACGCGGCUGUGUGGCAGUGCACCCCGGCCCCAUCUACCUCACCUGCGGCAGAGACGCCGGCCCACCCCCCCUCUGCAGAGUCUGUGCCCAGACCCCACCACUCCAGGCAGGCGCGCCAAAGCCCCAGCGCUCCCUCCACCCUGGCGGGAGCCAAGAAGAGGAGCUCCAAACCCACACACAUGAGACGAAACAUCAGGAAGUUACUGAGGGAUCAUCAGUUGGAUUCAGUAACCAAAGCUGCCCAGCAGGGGGAGCUGCAGAGGAGGCAGCGCCUGGAGGAGCAAAGAAAGCAGGACUUUCCUCUGCCACUGCUGCCCGAGUACACAGAAGCGGACGUUACGCAGCACGUGCCGUCGUCGUCGGCAUCAGCGUCGUCGCAGCCAGACGUGAAGCCGGUCAGACGGGAUGUGAUCCGUUUGGACUCCAGCAGCGCCAGCAUCCGCGAGGACGACAGCAAGACUAACACGCCCUCUUCAGCUGCUACAGAGCACCCACACAAAACAGAUGUGAUAGACCUCAGCUCCGGGGAGGACGACGCCGCCCUCCACGCCAGCAGCGAGUCCACCAACGAGGAGGAGGAGAGCGAGCCGAGCAGCGCUCACGUAAACGACGCCCAGAACCAGGCGGACGCCCAGGGCCGGGUGCUGGUCAACCUCAGCCACCCGCCUGCAGAGAGCGACGUCUUCCUGUCGCCCCAGCUGGCUCGCGCCGUCAAGCCUCACCAGAUCGGUGGGAUCCGUUUCCUGUACGACAACCUGGUGGAGUCGGUGGAGCGCUUCAGCAGCAGCAGCGGGUUCGGCUGCAUCCUCGCUCACAGCAUGGGCCUGGGCAAGACGCUGCAGGUCAUCUCCUUCAUCGACGUCCUGUUCAGACACACCCAGGCCCACACCGUGCUCGCCAUCGUACCGGUGAACACGUUGCAGAACUGGCUGUCAGAGUUCAACACCUGGGUCCCGCCUGCAGAGGCGCUGCCUUCAGACAACGACCCCGCAGUGGUGACGCCUCGCAGUUUCAAGGUUCACAUCCUCAACGAUGAACACAAGAACACGGCGACGCGGGCCCGGGUGGUGGAGGCCUGGGCCCGGGACGGCGGCGUGCUGCUGAUGGGCUACGAGAUGUACCGCCUCCUGUCCAUGAAAAAAAGCUUUGUAGCGGGCCGGAAGAAGAGGAGCAAGAAAACGGCAGGAGCCGAUGUCGUCGACCUGGACGAAGAAGACAGACAGCAGGAGCUGCUUAAAGGUGUGGAGAAAGCCUUGGCGCGACCCGGUCCAGAUGUUGUGAUCUGUGACGAAGGGCAUCGCAUCAAGAACUGCCACGCCACCACGUCUCAGGCUCUGAAGAACAUCCAAACGCGUCGCCGUGUGGUCCUGACCGGCUACCCGCUCCAGAACAAUCUGAUUGAAUACUGGUGCAUGGUGGACUUCGUCCGCCCCGACUUCCUGGGUACACGGCAGGAGUUCAGCAACAUGUUUGAGCGUCCCAUUCUGAACGGACAGUGCGUUGACAGCACACCCCAGGACGUCCAGUUCAUGAGGUACAGGAGCCACGUCCUCUACAGCCUGCUGGAGGGCUUUGUGCAAAGGCGAGGCCACGACGUCCUGAGGGACCAGCUCCCCUCCAAGGAAGAGCAUGUGAUCCUGGUACGCCUGUCUCCCCUGCAGAGGGCGCUCUACACGGAGUUCAUGAACCGCUUCAGAGAGGCAGGAAACACCGGCUGGCUCAGUCUCAACCCACUCAAGGCCUUCUGCGUGUGCUGCAAGAUCUGGAACCAUCCAGAUGUGCUGUACGAGGCCUUGCAGAAGGAGAACCUGCCCAGCGAGCAGGACCUGGACCUCGAUGACAUGACUUCCAGCGCUCACGGCCGAUGUCCCACUGCACCCGGCCAGAAGCCAAAGACCUUAGACAACCCGCCCCCCAUCGGCGGGCUGAGUCUCAGCCAGCUGCAGGAGAAAGCCAACCAGGUCAUCACCUACGAAUGGGCCAAGGACAUCAUGUCCGACUACAAACCCGGCCUCCUGGAGAAUUCUGCGAAGAUGGUGCUGCUGUUCCACUUGAUAGAGGAGAGUGUCCGAAACGGAGACAAACUCCUGGUGUUUAGUCAGAGCUUGUCCACGCUGACGGUGAUUGAGGAUUUCCUGGCCAAGAGGCCGGUACCUUCGUCACCCUACACGGCCAGCCAAGACAGACCCAACCAGAACUGGGUCCGCAACCUCAACUACUACAGACUGGAUGGAAGCACCACGGCCUCAGAGAGAGAGAGACUCAUCAACCAGUUCAACGAUCCCUCCAACACCUCAGCGUGGGUCUUCCUGCUGUCAACCAGGGCUGGUUGUCUGGGCGUGAACCUGAUCGGGGCGAACCGCGUCGUGGUGUUCGACGCUUCCUGGAACCCCUGCCACGACGCCCAGGCCGUGUGCCGCGUCUACCGCUACGGACAGAGGAAGCCGUGCCACAUCUACCGGCUGGUGUGCGACUUCACGCUGGAGAAGAAGAUCUACGACCGGCAGAUCUCCAAACAGGGCAUGUCUGAUCGCGUGGUGGAUGAUCUGAACCCGGUGCUGACCUUCACCAGGAGGGAAGUGGAGUCGCUCCUUCAUUUUGUGGAGGAGGAGCCGGGCCUGUUCAACGUGCAGCUGCAGGCCGAGGACGGCAUGGAGGGCGUCCUGCAGAAGGCGCUGCGCCUCUACUCUCACCUGAUCACCAAGCAACCCUUCCCCCACGAGUCCCUGCUGAUCGACCGCAGGGAGCUGAAGCUGAGCCGCGCUGAGAAGAAAGCUGCCAGGAAGGGCUACGAGGAGGAGAAGAGGGCGUCGGUGCCGUACACCCGCCCGUCCUACGCCCACUACUACCCCGCCAGCGACCAGAGCCUCACCAACAUCCCCGCCUUCAGCCAGAGGAACUGGCGUCCUCCCCCUCGCAGUGAGGAGAAACCAGUGGCCAGCGUCCGACCGGUUCCACCGGCUCCGGUUCCCCAGACGGCUGCAGGUUCCGGCCCGGACCGCGGUUCCCCCGGAUCCAGUCUCGGUUCCUUCCCGGUCAACUGUCUGCAGAAAGCAGGCGUGUUUGUCCAGAAGAUUGUCACCACUAAUGACAUCGUGAUUCCAGGCACUAACAGCUCCUCGGACGUCCAGGCCAGGAUCGCCACGGGAGAGAGUAUUCAUGUUAUCAGAGGCACAAAAGGGACUUAUAUCAGGACGUCUGAUGGUCGAAUCUUUGCCAUUAGAGCAGCAAACAAGGCCAAGACGGUGGAGGAGAGUGUGACAGCGCCACCCACAGACUUGCAAGCCCCGUCGCAGGUGGUUUCAGCCAACGGCAGUAACGGUUGCCCGUCACCUGACGGGGGGCAGCCGGUACCCGAGGCCGGCUCCUCCCCCGUUUCCCCCGACAACCCCGGGAUGGUCGAGGAGUUGCAGCGCUACACGCGCGGCCCGACGGACGGAUCAGCGGGGAGCAGCGGGGCGGACCUGAGCCUGAGCCUGAGCCACCACGACGCCUCCGUCGCUAACGUGGACCCCGACGCCCCUCAAGACUUCCGAACCAAGCGCCGAGCCUCCUCCCCGCCGCCCGACGAGCGGGCCAGGAAGCAGCACUCGUCAGCGCCUCCCUCCUCGCACGGCUACCCCUUCGUGGGCGGCUACGGCCGCCCCCCCGCGGGUCUGGGCCCCGCCAUGUUGGGCGGCUCCCUCGGGCAUCCUCUCUACAUGGGCUCGGGCUCUAACUACUUCCAGCCCCCCCGCCCUCAGCUGGGCGACCCCAGGUACAUGUACCCGGACGUGUUCGGCUUAAACGGCGCCCCCGCUUCCUCAUCCCCGUCGUCGCUAACGACGACCGCCGCUCCCUCCGUCUCUACCGCCGGUUCUCUUCCAGGGACGCUGCCGCCGUUCAUGCUGAGCCCCAGCAUGGCGGGCAUGACGGGCCUGCUGCCCCCGGGCUACUCGUACGGCCCGUCUCUGGCCAGCCUCUACUCAGGGUCCAUGGUCCCGGGGGGGCUGCCCGGUCCGGCCGCCACCCCGGGGCCCGCCGGAGCCAGCUUCCUGUCUCAGUACCCCCCCACUGCUGCCUCCAACUCCUCCUCCUCAUCCUCACCUUCAUCCUUCUCCCCCUCAGCGCGGCCCGACGGCCACCGGGCCCCGGAUGUCGGCCGAGUCCGCAGCUCUGAUGACGAUGAAGAUGAUUUCAUCGAGGUGAGGAGGCAGUGAGGCGUUCAGCUCUUUACCGACACAAGGAGGCUCUAUUCUCCAAAAUACAGGUUUCAAAAGUUACACGGACAAAGAAAAGAAAAAAGACGGUUAGAGGUGUUAAGCAUUUCCUUUGCACUGCCUUGGAGAAACAGAUCCAACGACGAUUGAACACAGACUGGACACAGAACGAGAAAUAUCGAUGCUAAAUGUCCGAGGGUGAAACUGAGAAAGCGUGUAUAAGACUCGGAGGGAGGAAGAAAAAGAAAACCUGAAGACUCUGAGCUCUCAAGUUUGUUCGUUUGUUUGUUUUUCUUUAAUCUCUCGUCAAAUCCCGGCAUUACAACGCUCAUCACUGGACUGAGUGCUGCUGAGUGUGGGCCUGCAGUACCUACAAACGGCCACUAGUUGUACUCUAGAGAUCCUACUUCUACAGCUUUGCUUAUUGCCAAGACUUGCUUUCAUCGAAUUAAGGAAAAAAGACGAAAAAAAAAAAAACAGCCAUAGGAUGGAGUUGCUCAUUUUUAAAGAAAAAAAAAAGACAAAAA
This is a messenger RNA of Cololabis saira (Pacific saury), 5017 nucleotides long. RefSeq names its product helicase ARIP4-like. The transcript is spliced from 22 exons. The coding region runs from base 207 to 4490 and encodes 1427 amino acids. Gene Ontology annotation, cellular component: nucleus. Gene Ontology annotation, molecular function: ATP binding; ATP hydrolysis activity; ATP-dependent chromatin remodeler activity. The record is from RefSeq and is a predicted model, not a curated record. Lineage: Eukaryota; Metazoa; Chordata; Actinopteri; Beloniformes; Belonidae.